AUUUCCUCCUAAAUCUCAGCAUCUUCCAAUCUUCUCAUAUAGAUAGAGAGAGAGGGAGAGGAUCGAGAGAGAGAGAGAGGUUACCAUCAGAAUCGAAUCCUCUGCAGACGGAAAAACCUUCGAUUUGUAAAUUCCUCACCCGAUUUUUAUUUGAUUUUUAAUCCACGUUAUGUCGUAUUGAUCGGGAUCUAGUUCUUGGUAGAUCCAUUGAUUUUAUUUUUGUUGAAAUAUGUAUGGAUUGUGAGUAUAUUUGGUCGCGUCGUUGAAAGUUUGUGAAAUUGACUAAAGAUUCCAAAGGUUUUAAACUUGGGAUUUGAGUGCUUUCUUGUGUUAACUCUUUGUUGAAAGUUUGUGAAUUUGUCAGAGAGAUUUGGAUAUUAUAAUCAUGUUUAGGAAUAAGGAAUCUUAUUUCUAAUGAUUUAAACUUGUGAUUUGAGUGCCUUCUCUUGGUUUCUUCUAAUUCAAGCCAAACUCUCUUAGUAAAUCCCUAAUGUCUCAAGGAGCAAACAAGUUGUAGGAUUCUAUUGUUUAUUAUCUUCCAAUGAUGAUGCUACUAACUUGACAGUGGUUUCUAUGAAUAUGUAUAUGUGUGGACCUACCUAGUUGUGUGUUAAUGAACAAUCAUGCUAUAAGUUUCUCUUUUUUUGUUUGAGGAUGCAGGUUUUAGGACACUUUGGUUUCCCAACUGCUUAUUGUGCUUUACUUAAUUUAUAUAUAUGCUGUAUUUGUGGUUUUGUUCAGAAAAAGUGAUCUUCAAGUUAAAAGUUCAGCCCCUCAAAUAGUAACAAAGUAGAUUUUCAACAGCCUCCUAAUAAAGAUUGAUUGAUCUCUUUCGGUAAGUUUAUUUUCAGCUAAUUAUCUCUCUCUUUGUCCAAGCUCAUUUAUUAUAAGUUCAACACCAUGUAUAUGUUUCUUAUGUUUUUCACUUGGUUCUUGAAUCUUGAUUUGUUUUUUUUGAUUCAUGUAAAUCAAUGUCUUUUUUCUCUUGUAAAUUUUGCCUUUUAAUUGACAAAGUCAAUAAGUUUUUCUAACUGUAUGCGUGAGUAGCUUUACACAGUGUUUAGAACAAGAUGGCUGGGGUAAAGCGAAAAUUAAGUCCCGAGUCAGAUCCUAAUGCUCUUCACAAAGUACUGGAUGAGGUUUCAUGUCCUGUCUGCAUGGAUCACCCUCACAAUGCUGUUCUCCUGCUCUGCACCUCUCACGACAAAGGUUGCAGGUCUUACAUCUGUGACACCAGUUACCGUCACUCCAAUUGCCUCGACAGGUUCAAGAAACUGCACUCCGAACCCCCAACUGAUCCCAAUCCCGAGCCAAACUCUGCUUCAAGGGCAAACAUUAACGAACCUCAAACCACUUUCCACCGCGUGCCUGGAAACCAAGUCGCUGUUAGGGAUUCUGAGUCCCUGAGGAGGAGUGGAGUGGGAGAGGAAACCACGAAUUUGAAAUGUCCUCUUUGCCGUGGUACUGUUUUAGGAUUUAAGGUGGUAGAAGAAGUGAGAAGCUAUCUCGACAUGAAGAACAGAAGCUGUUCACGAGAGUCUUGCUCAUUCACGGGUAACUACCAGGAUCUGCGCCGACAUGCAAGAAGGAUCCACCCAACGUCUCGUCCUUCAGACACUGAUCCGACGAGAGAGAGAGCUUGGAGACGCCUCGAGAACCAGAGGGAGUAUGGAGAUAUAGUCAGUGCAAUACGUUCUGCCAUGCCCGGUGCUGUGGUUGUAGGAGACUACGUUAUAGAAAACGGAGAUAGGUUCCCAGGUGAGAGGGAAGCCGGAAAUGGAGGCGGCGGCAACAGCAGCAGCGACAUUUGGACUACUUUCGUAUUGUUUCAGAUGAUUGGGUCGCUUGAAAACAACGGAGGGUCUAGUGGUAGUGGCAGUGGCGGAGGUGCAUCAAGAUCUCACAGGUCGAGGGCGUGGAGGAACACUCAUCGCCGUUCUUCUUCAGAUAGGCGAUAUCUUUGGGGGGAGAAUCUAUUGGGUCUACAAGAUGAAGACAAUGAUGAUGAUGAUGGUGAAGGGUUGCGUUUGCAAAACGAAACAGGUGAUGGUUCCAAUCAUGUUCCAAGAAGAAGACGAAGGUUUGGUCGUCCAAGAUCAAGCGGAAACCAUCCGCGAUAAAGCCAUUGUCUUGGUGCUAUCUCUCGGGUCAGAACCAGACCGAUGCAAAGGGAAAGGUUUUGCUGAAAUCCCCCGAGAGCCGUAGGAUUUGUUUGGUGUUUUUAUGUAAAUGUCAUUUUCUGAGCUUCGUCAAGUCGCUCAUUGUAUGCUGAAGUAUGGUUUUAUGCAAUGUCUUUUUUUAUUUAUUGUUAAACAUUGAAAACAUGUUUGCUUUUGUGUUUUAUUGUUAUUGACAUGGAAGCUUCUUAUCUAGUAGUAUAUGAUAAAAUGUAGGUGUUUUUUUCUGUU
Messenger RNA from Brassica rapa (field mustard), 2408 nucleotides. RefSeq lists its product as uncharacterized. The record is from RefSeq and is a predicted model, not a curated record. Lineage: Eukaryota; Viridiplantae; Streptophyta; Magnoliopsida; Brassicales; Brassicaceae.